Molecule: messenger RNA, 1079 nt
Organism: Aplysia californica (California sea hare)
Lineage: Eukaryota; Metazoa; Mollusca; Gastropoda; Aplysiida; Aplysiidae
Product: cytochrome P450 27C1
Exons: 5
Coding region: 47-1054 (335 amino acids)
Molecular function (GO): oxidoreductase activity, acting on paired donors, with incorporation or reduction of molecular oxygen; heme binding; monooxygenase activity
Source: RefSeq, a predicted model, not a curated record
UUAGCUUCGCUCUAUCUUUAAUGUUUCAUCAACCUCAGGUCUCGUCAUGAAGGCCCUGUUAACUCCCAUGUGCCUGAACAACGGCGCCGGAACCACUGGUCCUCUAAUAAGCCUGACCUUCAGCAGGCUCCGGUCAGUGUCCCCUCAGUGCAGCCCACACGGUUCCUCGCCUGAAGCAGCCAGGGUUCGAAGCUUCGAUGAGAUUCCGGGUCCAAAAGGACCUGCUCGAUGGCCAGUGAUAGGGCCUGCUUUUUUGUUUAAGCCUUUCACGUCCGUCCCGCCGACAAGGCCUGAUCUGAUGACCAAAGAGCUACACCAGAAAUACGGGGACAUCGUGCGUAUCCGACUCCCGUUUGGACACACCGUGCUGGUAAAGGACCCCGCUGACAUGCUCAUGGUGUUCCAAAAUGAAGGGAGAUAUCCCAGCAGGCCCAAUUUUGACGUGGUCAACACAUAUUUCAAAUCCAGGAACAUGAAGACUUUGUCAACCGCGAACGGCGAAGAAUGGAGGCAUCUGCGCAUGCGCGUGCAACCAAAGUUCAUGCGGCCAUCAGCAACAGACCCGUAUGUCUCGUCAAUGAAUCUUGUUGCAGACGAUUUGGCGGCCUGCAUUGAAACUGGUGCUUACACUGAGCUGAACGACGUGAUUUUUCGAUACGUUGUUGAAGCUCUCCGUCAGUUUUGCUUCAGUCGCCGGAUUGGAGCUCUUCCCAUGACCGCUGAUAAAUCGAACGAUAUUUUGAUCAGGGUGAAGCAGCUCUUCUCCAUCCUUGGCGCCCCUCCUCUAUUGCCACUUCACAGACUUUGGAAAACAAAGCCAUACAAGAUUGUGGAAGAAAAUCUGGAUUUUUUGAUUGGUGUGUCGAGGCAAGAAGUAGAGCGUGCCAUCGGCCGACUGAGGAAUAGCUCGGAGGCAAGUCAUGAGGGAUCGCCUCACUUCAUCCAGACGAUGCUGAGUGAUUCUGACCUGAAGCCUGAUGAAAUCGUCAUGUCAAUGAGUGAAUUUUUCUUUGGAGGGACCGACACGGUAAGUUCAUUUAUUUUGUUUUGGUAAGUGUUUUAGCUGGCAAGGUUGAUGG